CCUCAACCCAGCGCAGCUUCCCCAUCACCACCACACCAUUCCUCCACGGCGCCUACCUUUGUGGGACAGCUGCUUGCACUGUGCAAGAUGCCUUCCACGGUUCUCGGGAAGAGAAGUCGCACCUCUUCCCGCAUUGAAGGUGCAGUAGACAUUACUCCUCGCACAACACGCGCAAGGCGGGCCGCGCAGUUCGUGAUUCUGGAUGAGGGAGAAAAUGAGAAUCCUUUUGUGACUCCUCAUAAGACGUGUCCUCAGGAUGAAAACGUUCCGGAUGUGGAUGAGCAGGCCGAGCAGCCGUCAGCGAAGAGAGGAAGGAGAGCUGGGAAAAUUCCCUCAAAACGUGGUGCGCCUGAACAUCGCCCCCUGGCAGAAAUCCAAGGCAACUCGCCAUCGAAAGCGCCUGCCGUAGACUCGGACAAAUGCCCGCGGACUCCCAGGCGCCGCGAUGCUUCCUCCUCCAACAAGGUCGCAAUCACCCCGAGACACCGCAUCCUUCUCGCCGGUCGACCCCUGACCCCUCGAACUCCGCACACCCCAAGCACCCCACGGUCAUCCGCGCCCACCGUGUACAAUGAAGCCCGCCAGCUCUUUGCCAGAGGAAGCGCCCCGUCCGCGUUGUUUGGACGUGAUGCAGAGCGAAACGAACUCAUCGCAUUCAUUUCCUCUCGUAUCAAAGCAAAGAAGUCCGGGUGCAUCUACGUCUCUGGUCCUCCCGGUACGGGAAAGAGUGCCUUUGUUAACGAUGCGUGCCGUGAGACACAAACCGAAGGGGUCAAGACUGCCUAUGUGAACUGCAUGAGCAUCAAGAAUGCGGUGGACCUAUUCAGAACGCUAUUGGAAGAGUUUGUGGAUAUCACCGAGGUCGCUGAGGGCAAUGAGAUGGGGAGUUUGAAGAAGCUGUUUCUGCAGCGCAAGACCUCGUACAUAGUCACUCUCGACGAGGUAGACCACCUGCUUGAACUGGAUUUGGAUCUACUGUACAGCAUCUUCGAAUGGUCACUCCAGAAGAACUCUGGCCUCAUUCUUGUCGGCAUCGCUAACGCGCUCGACUUCACGGACCGCUUCCUUCCCCGGCUCAAAGCUCGCGGGCUCAAACCACACCUUCUGCCUUUUCUCCCAUACUCGGCCUCACAAAUAUCCUCCGUCAUCACUUCCAAACUCAAGACGUUGCUUCCUACCGAGUCCAGCCAUGUCCCGUUCAUCCAACCCACUGCGAUCAUGUUCCUGUCCAAGAAGGUUGCGGCGCAAUCGGGAGAUCUUCGCAAAGCAUUCGACAUAUGCCGGAGAGCAAUUGAUCUUAUCGAGGCGGACACCCGUGACCAGCAUGCCAAAGCUGUCGCUGAGAUAACUCCAUCUCCCACCCCGUCCCCCUCGAAGACUCCCCUUUGCGACAUUAUCAACCACUCUUCCCCGGUUACGCAAUCCCCCUCAAAAGUCAAAUCACAAAAUGCGUUGGCCACGUCCCUCGCAAAGCUGACCAUCGAAACCGCUCCACGUGCCACUAUUGCCCACAUGGCCAAGAUCACUGCGGCAGUUUUCAGUAACGGUACGGUGCAACGCCUACAAAACCUUAACCUCCAGCAAAAGGCUGUUCUGUGCGCGCUUUCGGCUCUUGAGAAGAAGAAACGAACUUCCACUGGGGAUGGCACCAUCUCCACUCCGUCCAAAUCCCACAGCUCGGCACCCACGAUUAAGGAGCUCUACGACGCGUAUACUGCUCUGUGCAAGAAGGACAAUGUGCUGCAUCCUCUAACCAGCACGGAAUUCAGGGAUGUUGUCGGCAGCCUAGAGACGCUCUCGUUAGUAUCCGCUGUCGAGGGCAAGGCGGGAUCACUUGUUGCUGCGGUGGGAACCCCAAGCCGUAAAGGCCGCGGCGGAGGAUUUGGUGGCGUGGUUAUCGAAGAUCGCCGUAUUGCUAGCGCUGUAGGAUCGAAGGAGCUGGCGAGUGCGCUUGUUGGGCCAGGAAGUAGCAUUCUAAAGCGUAUCUUGGAGGACAGUUAAGCAUGGAAGAUGGCAUUAUAGAGCGACGAGGAUAGUUAUGUUUUUGGAGGCAAGACGUCGGUUUGUUUAGCAUAGCGCGUCAUUAGCAUAGCGUGGGCGUUUCCGCUGUCGCUCAUGCCGUCACGGCAUCCUUGGGUUUCAGUACAAUGGACAUAUUGCCAG
Westerdykella ornata is the source of this 2163-nucleotide messenger RNA. RefSeq names its product cell division control protein Cdc6. NCBI's taxonomy places the organism in Eukaryota, Fungi, Ascomycota, Dothideomycetes, Pleosporales, Sporormiaceae. Gene Ontology annotation, biological process: mitotic DNA replication checkpoint signaling; DNA replication initiation; cell division. Gene Ontology annotation, cellular component: nucleus. Bases 88 to 2001 code for a protein of 637 amino acids. Gene Ontology annotation, molecular function: ATP hydrolysis activity; DNA replication origin binding. The transcript is spliced from 2 exons. The record is from RefSeq and is a predicted model, not a curated record.